Thelazia callipaeda (thelaziosis nematode) is the source of this 276-nucleotide messenger RNA. NCBI's taxonomy places the organism in Eukaryota, Metazoa, Nematoda, Chromadorea, Rhabditida, Thelaziidae. The record is from the annotation of a GenBank genome assembly.
AUGAUAGCGGGUUUGACGGAUGAAACAGUAACUAAUCAGCCUACAUUGAAACGAUUUUCUCGAUACAAUCAAUCGAUGCGUUCUCGAUUGGAUCCCCAGUCACAUGUUUGUGAUCCAGAACCAAGCUCUUCUCAUCAACCAGAAACUUCCUACAAAAUUGGUGGCAAGUUAAAGACUGGAUUUUUAAGUGGAAAUUGGACAUUGCGCAGUAAAAAAGAACACAAAUUACGUCCGUCUUUGCAAAAUGUCUGUUCUACUCAAAUUGGAAAAGUGUAA